Molecule: messenger RNA, 1713 nt
Organism: Arabidopsis arenosa
Lineage: Eukaryota; Viridiplantae; Streptophyta; Magnoliopsida; Brassicales; Brassicaceae
Source: the annotation of a GenBank genome assembly
AUUAUUCACAAGAACAAAAAAAAAAAAGAGAAAGAGAAUCAGAAGAAACUCACCAACAAGGAACAGUGUGUGAAAAGGUUCGGUUUUUAGGUUUUUCGAUCUGAAAUAUCAACAAGAAAAAGGCGUUUGUUAACGCUUUGAUUUAUGUCGGCUGGGUUUGAAUCGACUGUGAUUUUGUCUUUGAUUCAUAUCUCUUCUCCGAUUUCAUCAUCAUCAUCUUCUCCAUCAUCGUCUUUGAAAGCUGGUCUUCUCAACGCUCUUCACUUCUGCUUUAAUAAGCAGAGGCUUGUUCUUGAGACUCCUUCUCUUUCCAUGCGCUUAAGACCCAAAAGGACUUGUUCUAGUGUUGAAGAGUGGGGUUUAGCAACAAUGGUUGAGGUUAGAAAAGAACAGUCUUUGAGUGGUACUAGUAACGAGAUUAAGAAGAGAGCUAAGAGAAACUCUGUAUCAUCGUCCCUUCCUCAAGAAACCCAACCUUUGAGAAAAGUCCGUAUUAUUGUGAAUGAUCCUUAUGCUACUGAUGAUUCCUCUAGUGAUGAGGAAGAGCUUAAGGUUUCUAAGGUUCGGAAAAUGAAACGUAUCGUUCGUGAGAUUAACUUUCCGUCUAUGGAAGUUUCUGAGCAGCCUUCUGAGAGUUCUUCUCAGGACAGUACUAAAACUGUUAGUAAGAAAGCUGUGUCUGCUUCUCCUGCUUGUCCUGGGUUGUUGACUAAGAAGCCUGUUGGUGUUAGGCAAAGGAAAUGGGGGAAAUGGGCUGCUGAGAUUAGACAUCCUAUUAAGAAAACUAGGACUUGGUUGGGUACUUUUGAUACUCUUGAAGAAGCUGCUAAAGCUUAUGAUGCUAAGAAGAUUGAGUUUGAUGCACUUGUUGCUUCUUCUCUCUCUGGAAAUGUGUCGACUAAAACUGUUGUUUCUUCAUCUGAGACUAGUCAAUGCUCUCGUUCUUCACCUGUUGUUCCUGUUGAGCAAGAUGACACUUCAGCUUCAGCUCUUACUUGUGUCAACCCUGAUGAUGUCUCCGUUGCUCCAACUCCUAAUGCUCCUGCUGGUGGAAACAAGGAAGUGAUGUUCGAUUUCGACUUUACUGAUCUACAAAUCCCUGAUCUUGGUUUCUUUGCAGAGGAGCAACAUGACCUAGACUUCGAUUGUUUCCUCUCUGAUGAUCAGUUUGAUGAUUUUGGCUUACUUGAUGACAUUCAAGGAUUCGAAGACAAUGGUCCAAGCGAGUUACCGGAUUUCGACUUUGCGGAUGUUGAAGAGCUCCAACUAGCUGACUCUAGUUUCGGUUUCCUUGAUCAACUUGCCCCUCUCAACAUCUCUUGCCCAUUAAAAAGUUUUGCAGCUUCAUAGGAUUUUCCUUAAUGUUAAAGUGAGAAGAGUGUUUUUUACUUCGUUUAUGUUAUAGUGUAUUCAAGACAUACAAAAGUGUGUUCCGGAGUAGCAAGUUCUUAAGACAUAAAGCCGGGUUUUGCAAUUAGGAGUUGAGUUUUUAUCAAGUUUUAGCUUAUGUUGAAUGAUGUUUUACUGAUUCUGGUUUCUUUCAACUUUGGUUUUUUUCUGUGCGCUUUAAGAGCCGUCCAAAGUGAAAGAGCUUGAUGAUGAAUCCAUCCAUCGUCAGUUUUAUUACAUCAUUCUCCACUUUCAUCUUUUGUUAAUGUUAAAACAAGAUAUUAAUGGAAGAAGUUUUUUAAUUUAUAAAUUUUGAUGUGUUUU